Malania oleifera is the source of this 3359-nucleotide messenger RNA. Its product is annotated as transcription initiation factor TFIID subunit 12. The coding region runs from base 48 to 1592 and encodes 514 amino acids. The record is from RefSeq and is a predicted model, not a curated record. The transcript has 8 exons. NCBI's taxonomy places the organism in Eukaryota, Viridiplantae, Streptophyta, Magnoliopsida, Santalales, Ximeniaceae. Gene Ontology annotation, cellular component: transcription factor TFIID complex; SAGA complex; SLIK (SAGA-like) complex. Gene Ontology annotation, molecular function: protein heterodimerization activity; DNA binding; TBP-class protein binding. Gene Ontology annotation, biological process: DNA-templated transcription initiation; RNA polymerase II preinitiation complex assembly.
ACACAGUACCCACCCCGCCCCCUCCAGAGAGAAAUCCUGUUGAUUCCAUGGACCAAACUCCCACAACUUCGCAGCCAGCGGAGCCCUCACCAUCCCCAGCACAAUCCCCACCUCCGUCCUCCGUUUCUCCCACUUCCACCCCAGUCUCAUCUUCUCCCAACUCCCAGACAAACCCUAAAUCUAAUCCCAACCCUAAACCUUCAAUCCCACUCGCCUCACAACCACCGCAGCAGCAGCAGCCUUCUCAGUCGAGGCCUCCGUUCAACAGAACUUGGCCCCAGCAGGCGCAUCAUCCGCAUUUCUCGUCGCACGUUCAAUCGCCGCUUUCGUCAUGUUCUUCCGUUUCCGCCUCGGCGUCUUCAUCUAUUUCAGCUGCGCCGCCCGCGCAAAGGGGUGGGAUUGCCAUUGGGGUCCCUGCCCACCAUCCUAGCCCUAUGCCGCCGCCACCUACCUCAUUUAGCUCGUCUUCUUAUGGACAGCAGUUUGGUGGGUUGGGUCGCAGCGCUGUCAAUGUGUCUGAAUCAGGGGGCAAUUCGAGUACACCACAGGUUAGACAAUCUAUACAAGGAAUGCAGGGUGUGGGCAUGAUGGGAUCACUGAAUUCAGGCCCUCAAAUGCGGCCAGGUGGGAUUCCUUCACAUCAUCAACAGGGACCUGUCCAAUCAUCUUAUAGAGCACAGAUGGCCUCGAGUAAUCCAUCUCCUGCUAACCAAAGUUUCCAGGGUCAUGGCCUUAUGAGAGUCUCAUCAAUGGGUCCGGCUGUUUCACCAGCACCUCCUAUGUCGCAAAGUCUACAGUCUCAUAAUCAGCCAUGGUUAUCAUCUGGCUCACAAGGAAAGCCUCCUUUACCAUCCCCUUCAUAUAGACCACCGGCAAACAUACAAUCCUCGCAGCAAAGAUCUCAUAUUUCCCAACCAAGUCAUCAUCCCUUGAUACCUUCACAGCAGCAGCAAAUGUCACCUGCCCAAAAAUCGCAACAACCUUUGCCAUCACAUCUGCCACAAGAGCAGUAUGGACAACAGUUUCCUCCAUCAAGGGUGCAUCAGCAGGUUAUGAGAGGUCAGGGAUCUGGAAAUGUGAAGCCUGCCUCUGUGGCAAUGGCACAACCUAGCACAAUCCAAUCUGGGGCUACUAACAGAACUGAUAAUUCAGAGCCCAGUGAAUCUUGCAGUAGUAUUCUCAGCAAGAGAAGCAUUCAGGAGCUAGUAACUCAGGUUGACCCAUCAGAGAGGUUGGAUCCAGAAGUUGAAGACAUUCUUGUGGAUAUUGCAGAGGAAUUUGUUGAGUCUAUUACUACGUUUGGUUGCUCUUUAGCCAAGCAUCGAAAAUCAGCUACUUUGGAAGCAAAGGACAUCAUUCUACAUUUAGAAAGAAAUUGGAAUAUGACGCUUCCUGGAUUCAGUGGGGAUGAGAUUAAGACCUACAAGAAGCCGGUUGUGAAUGAUAUUCACAGGGAGCGGCUAGCAGCGAUAAAGAAGUCAAUUAUUGGGACAGAGACCACAAAUACUAAGAACUCUGCUGGACAGGCAGCUGCAAAUGCAAAGGGUCACGUAGCAAAGGGUCCAUCUAAUGCCAUUUCACAGGAUACAUGAAGUUUCUUGUGGCAUAAAUUAGAAGUGCUGGAUUUGACGUGGUAGUCAUGCCAAGAGGUACGUACUUGCACUCUUUCAUGGGCAUAAUGUAUGUAUUUAUACCUGCAUGCGUGCUGAGUCUGGGUGUAAAUGUAGGAAUAGUAUAUUGUAAUAACGUUGUGUUUCAUGUGAUGUGUUAUUUUUCACUUCUUUUUUCUUGUGUUGAUGUGCAAGGAGGAUUGAAAUUGAUUGUGAGACCAUUUUAUAUGCUAUGGCAUAUAAUUGACAAACCAAAAUGGUUGAGCAGGGAUUUCCUUGUUGAAGCUGAUUGGAUGUGUGAUUUCACAAUAGGUGUACAUCAAGGAUCUGCUUGGGCCUUUAACUUUUUGCUUUAGUGAUGGAUGAACUAAAUAGGAGUACCCAAAAUAAGGUUCCAUGGUGUAUGUUCUUUUUAGAUGAUAAUGUCUUGAUUGAUGAAAAUAGGGGUGGAGUAGAAUCUAAGUUAGAAUUGUGGAGAGAAUCUUUAGAAUCUAAAGCUUUAGAAUAAGUAGAAUGAAAGAAUAUAUGAAAUGUAAUUUCAAUCGAAUAUAUGAAAUGUAAUUUCAAUCAUAGUAGGAGGAAUGUUGGAGAUCAAGUUAAACUUGAUGAUGAAAAAAUCAAUAACACUAGUGAAUUUCGAUAUCUUGGAUAUAUUAUGCAAGUUGAAGGAGAAAUUAAAGAAGAUGCCAUCCAUAAAGUUAAACCACGUUGGGUAAAAUGGAUAAGUGCUUUGAGUGUGCUGAUUGUAGGAUACUCCUGAAAUUCAAAGGGAAGUUUUAUAGCACGGUUGUUAGACCAGCUAUGCUAUAUGGAUCAUAUUGUUGAGUGACUAAGAAAGAAAAUUAAGCAAAAAGAAAAAAGUUGUCAAAGAUGAUGAUACUAAGAUGAAUGUGUGGCAAAAUGUUAAAACGAUAGAUAAAGGAAUGAACAUAUUUUUGGUAAGUUAGGCGUAGCUUUUGUAGAAGAUAAGAUAAAUGGAGGGACGACUCAGAUGGUAUGGGCACUUGCAACGUAGGCUACAAGUGUGCUAAUGAGGAAGAGUGAAUUAGUUACUGAGAGGCAGUAGGGUACACUUAAAAUAACUUGGAAUGAGAUAAUAAGGUUUUAAUAGCCAUUGUCCAUGACCACAUAAAUUGGUGGAAAAUGAUUCAUAUAACCUACUCCACCUUGUGAAACUUAAGGCUUGGUUUGUUGUUCUUGUAUCAUAUGCGAUGAUUAGUUUGUGGUUGGCCCCUAAAACUACCACGCACCAACAUGGUAGUCAGCCUUGACUGCUCUGAUGGCAGGGCUUUGGCCCAGCCUAUAGUUUCUUGGCAAUUUCCAAGUGUGUAUAUAGGUGCACCUAAAUUUGUGCUCGUUGGUUUUUGUAAAGUGUUUUUUUUUUUAAUCUCGUGGCAUCUCUUAGCUCUAUACGCCUUGUGCAGGUUAAAUUUUGAGGCCAGGCUUCAUUGAAAUGGCAAGGUGGAUAUGGAAGUUUGUCUACCUUUUGUCUGCCUGGGUACACACGAAAUUUCUGUUGUACAAUCCAGGAAGGAUAGGAAAAUCAACUAAAUGGUGCAUUUGCAAUUUCGAUGUACAGCAUUGUACCUUUUGGUGCUCCAAGGGAGUAUAAAUGUCAUGAAAAUCAAUUUUAUUUCUAUUGAACAUGUCAGUUUAUUACAGAUUUUGAUAAUUUCAAAAUUCUUUUUUUUUUUUUAUAUUUGUAAUAAUGACUUUUUUGAAUAAAACAAAUAAAAUCACUUUACAAUA